UCUAAAAUAUCAUAUCCGGUUUGUCGAAGAUGUAAACAAGUAGUCUUUCAUCUGCACCCGAAGAAUAGGCUGCCGAAGAAAGUGUUUCCUUAUCUGUAGAAUAUAAUCAUGUGGUCCCCUACCGAUUCUCCUUGGUCCCCUAUAGCGUCUCCACUAAAUCAGGCUCACCAACUUGGACGGCAGGCUGAUGUUUAUGUAAAAUCUGGUAAAUUUGAAGAGGCUUUGAACUGUCAUAAACGUGCAGCAGAGUGUGUAUUAGAGGCUAUGUCUGAAGUAAAUUCGGAACAAGCAAAAGAUUCACUCCAACUACAGCAUCGUCACCAUAAUCGACAACAAGAAAUAAUUCGACAAAAAGAAAAGAAUGUCCAGCAAGAAGAAUUAAAGAAAUCAGAUCCUUCUCAUUCAGCUACUUCAGGAUUACCUCAGAGUACACCAAAUAGUCCAAAAGCAGAUUUUGAACCCCGUAUUGUCACUCUUUAUCGUACUAUUGAAGAAAAUGAUUCUUUAAUUCAGUAUCUCAUAAGUCGAAACCAGUCUCAUGCACCUAAAAACUUAGAUACUUUAUCUGAUAGUAUAAAUUUUCGCAUUCAUGCUCCAGCACAACCUGUUAUGACCAAAAUGCCAAAAGAUGACAAACAAGUUAUUGAAGAACUGCAAAUUCAAAAUGAGGAUCUCCGCAAGCAUAUUUUAUUACUAUUAAAAGAAGUGGAAAAUUACCAAUCCUUACAAAAAAGUUACCAAGAAGAAAAUGAACUGUUACGUCUUAAAAUUGAAAACCUGGAAAAAAAGCUUGAAAUUAAAUCCAAGAAAACAACUGCCAAUGAGUAUCAAACUUAUGUUGAUGAAGUACUUACUCCACUGGAAACUCCACAGUUUAAUUAUAAAGAUAUGACAUUAAGAACUUUAUGUAACUCCCAGCCUUUAUAGCUCUAUUUUAGCAAUAGGCAUGUCCAGUUCUGCUGUUGAAUGAUGACUUUUUAAAAAAUUUAUUUCUGAUUUAAUCUAAAUGUAAUCAUUACUGAUUGUCAAAAUUUCAUUAAAAUAUUUUUGUUCAGAUGUUGAAACAGAUGGGCAUCAACCUCAAAUUUGUGCAUAUGCCAUUUAUUAACAGAUAAAAUGAUGACAAAUAGAAAACAAAAUAUAUUGUUUUCCCUUUUUAUUUAUAAUAAAAUAAAUAACAUCUAUAACCUU
Messenger RNA from Octopus bimaculoides (California two-spot octopus), 1191 nucleotides. Its product is annotated as nuclear receptor-binding factor 2. NCBI's taxonomy places the organism in Eukaryota, Metazoa, Mollusca, Cephalopoda, Octopoda, Octopodidae. The record is from RefSeq and is a predicted model, not a curated record. Gene Ontology annotation, biological process: autophagy.